Molecule: messenger RNA, 1452 nt
Organism: Iphiclides podalirius (scarce swallowtail)
Lineage: Eukaryota; Metazoa; Arthropoda; Insecta; Lepidoptera; Papilionidae
Source: the annotation of a GenBank genome assembly
AUGGCAAGUGUAGCAACACAUACAAAAGAUCUAAUCAGGGAGCACGACGACUGUCACAAUGGUGAGAUGACGGCGGUGGGAUUACGUAACGGGUCCCAGGGUCUGAUGAGAGACGGGGCGAUGUUAGGUGCGGCCCUGGCAGCGCUCGCGUGCCUCUGCGUGGCGCGCGCCACGCCGGCCGAACCGCACGGAAUGCGAUUGUACGCGCAAAACUCGUACAACUCUAAGGAUUCAAACAGUAUUUUGGCUACAAUAGAGGAGCGUCUCAGACUUCUUGAGACGAUAAGCGCAACGCAAGCAAAGCAGGCACGGCGCCUGGACGUCAUACAAGACAAGUUGGACCGUGUGGAGACGACGCUCUCGCUGAGACUUGAAAGGGCGCAACUUGCGGCGGAGAGGUUAGAGCAUCGCCUGCACAUGCUACAGACGAACGUUCAGGCGUCAAUUAAAGAGAGCAGCGAGAAAAUAGAGCGCAGCCAAAUUAAAAUCGCCGAAAUCGCCCAGAACCUAACAAAUCAUAUUAAUUCCCACACGCAUUUAUUAGAAAAGGUUAGCGGGGCGUACGCGGAGACGUGGCACCGAGGGUUGGUGCUGGAGGCGCUUAUGAGGGACAGCCUCGCGCUGGUGAACGUGACGCGGCGCGAGUUGGCCGACGGGCUGCGCGCCCUCGCGAGGAGGCAGAGGGACGCGCGGCUGACCUCGGCGGAUUUGGAGGCGGCCUUUUCGCGGCGUCUCAACGACAACACGUACAAAAUCGAUUUGAAGAUGCAAGAAGUUUUAGACGCACAAAAGCGGUUUGUGGAUUCUUGUCAGAGAGUACAGCUCGACGACCCGACACACGUAGCCGACGUAUUAGACAGACUUAUUGAUUCCCUCAUAAAUAAAACUGCGGCGACAUUCCACGAGCUACAAAACAUUCAAGUGACCAUGCGAAACCACGACAAUAAGAUCAUGAAACUCCUUGGUGGUGGCCGUUCGACGCAGACGGACGUCAGCUGCCGUCGCCUGGAGGGAUUGUUCCGGAACGCCUCCCACACGGCGGUCAAGGAGAACGAGCUACAGCAGCUCACGGAGAAGUUCGUCGGGCUGACGAAUAGGGCGGACGCGGCGCUGCAAAGGCUGGAAGCGCAGCUGGGCUACGACAGCAACGAACCUACGCCGCCCACGUCCGAAGUCAAGGCAGAAGCGGACCGCUUGUUUCAACACUUGAAAGAGAUCAAAAACGAAGAGGUGUCAGACGAAGAUGACGAAUGGGAGGAGAGUAACCAGGACGGGGAAUUUUUCGACGACGGUGGGGGCGGCGACAUGAUGGACGAAGACAAGAAAAUAUUGAACAGCGUUUUUGAGAAUACCAAGCACACAGAGAGUGCUACAGCCAGACCACCACAUCGGAGGCAUCUACACAAACACCCUUAUGAUCGCGGUCCAAGUUGGAGGAGCACGCCCACAUCC